AUGUUGGCCAUGCCAGAGUCCAUGGCAUUGCCACCCCUCAACAGCAUGCUGGAGGGAGACAACUGCGUGUUCGAUGGGAUGAUUUAUCGCAACGGGGAGACGUUCCAGCCCAGCUGCAAGUACCAGUGCACCUGCCGAGACGGGCAGAUCGGCUGCCUGCCCCGCUGUAACCUGGACCUGCUGCUCCCCGGCCCCGACUGCCCCUUCCCCAGAAAGGUCGAAGUCCCCGGAGAGUGCUGUGAGAAGUGGAUCUGCGACCCUAAAGACGAAUUCUGUGGGGUUUUGUCUCCAGCCUACAGACAGGAGGCCACACUUGGAAUCGAUGUGUCGGAUUCAAGUGCCAAUUGUAUUGAGCAAACAACAGAAUGGAGUGCAUGUUCCAAAAGCUGUGGAAUGGGCUUUUCCACCCGUGUUACCAACAGAAAUCAACAGUGUGAAAUGGUGAAGCAGACAAGGCUUUGCAUGAUAAGACCUUGUGAAAACGAAGAUCCAUCGGAUAAGAAGGGAAAGAAAUGUAUCCGAACAAAGAAGUCCCUGAAAGCUGUUCGCUUUGAAUACAAGAACUGCACUAGUGUGCAGACAUACAAACCUCGUUACUGUGGCCUCUGCAGCGAUGGGCGAUGCUGUACCCCACACAACACCAAAACGAUUCAAGUUGAGUUCCACUGUCCUCAAGGCAAAGUCCUAAAAAAGCCAAUGAUGUUGAUCAACACCUGUGUCUGUCAUAAUAACUGUCCUCAGAGUAACAAUGCUUUCUUCCAGCCAUCAGAUCCAACAUCUAGUGAAGCCAAAAUAUGAAAAGCAUAAAUUAGGUAACAGAAAGGUAUAAGUAGUUUAUACAAAACUUGACCCACAAUCAGGUGAAUGUAACAACUGCAUAUGUAAAAUAUCAUAAGAUGUUUUUCAAAACAGUCUAGGCUCUUUCUUUUUUCCCGUAGUUUAUUAAAUACCUCAUUUUACAAUUUCCCCCUCCAGACAUCUUUUAUUCACUUGAAGGAGAUUUUGUACCUUGGACAGAGCCUUCUUUUUUUCUUGAUGGUGGCAUAAAGAUUACAAAGCAAACAGCUCGUCUUUCUCCUUGAGUUAAGGGGAUCAUGCCAUGAGCCUCAGUAGCUGUAAAGACUGGGCUCUUUACGAGUAAAUGGAUUCCUUGGGAAUGCAUGAUACCGUAUUACAGAAGCUUCCAGAUUCUUAACUUCACUUUACAUAAUGCUUAUAAACACUUAAGCAG
This is a messenger RNA of Charadrius vociferus (killdeer), 1231 nucleotides long. It is a transcript of the gene CCN3, whose product is annotated as nephroblastoma overexpressed. The record is from RefSeq and is a predicted model, not a curated record. Gene Ontology annotation, cellular component: extracellular matrix. Lineage: Eukaryota; Metazoa; Chordata; Aves; Charadriiformes; Charadriidae. The coding region runs from base 1 to 798 and encodes 265 amino acids. The transcript has 4 exons. Gene Ontology annotation, biological process: cell adhesion; signal transduction. Gene Ontology annotation, molecular function: heparin binding; integrin binding.